This is a messenger RNA of Wickerhamiella sorbophila, 739 nucleotides long. RefSeq lists its product as hypothetical. The transcript has a single exon. The record is from RefSeq and is a predicted model, not a curated record. Lineage: Eukaryota; Fungi; Ascomycota; Dipodascomycetes; Dipodascales; Trichomonascaceae. The coding region runs from base 50 to 739 and encodes 229 amino acids.
CUAUAGUUAGUCCCAAUUGGUGAAACAGGAGCCUCCACAUAUCUCACUAAUGAUACCAAGCAGCACCGCCGACAGGCUGCUACGAAACCCCCAUGUGUUGCCUCACAUGCCCUCUGAUCUUGCUGGGAUGGUCGCGUACAACCGCCAUCAGGCCCUUCUAGGGACAAUGGCAGAGGCCGCGUAUCAGCAGCGCAGAGAGAGACGAGAAUCGAUACAAAUGGAUGUGAGAAGACGAAUUUCUCAGUCCAACAGGGACGCUGCUGUUGCCAGUGACAGCGACAGCGACACCGAUAUUAUUGCUGAUCUGCCCACUGAAACGACGCCCAAUCGUCGCAAACCAAGGCGCAGAUCAAUGUUCGAGGCUGCUCAGCAAUUCAAGAGCCCGGAAAAACAUUCCAUGAACGAUUCAUUUUCUUCUAGACCCACGCGGUCUCAUAGUUUCUCCUCUUCGGCCCAGACAUCACCGUCCGUGAUGUUUUGGAGCUGCGAGGGUAUCGUGUCGGGCAUUGAUAGAGUGAGAGCACGCUGUAACUUGUUAAAACGCCCCCACCCGGGUCUCUGGACUAGAAGAGCUAGCACUGGUAGUCCGACUCAUCCAUUCUGGCAUACCAGGCUACGGCAAACGUACAUAACCGCAGACAAUGAUGCAGCAUGGCGACAGGAGCGCACAGAAUUGAUGCGAGCGCAUCGUAGAGAUCGCCAAUUUGAAACCUUGAUGGCAAGACGUAGGUCACAGUAA